This is a messenger RNA of Belonocnema kinseyi, 637 nucleotides long. RefSeq lists its product as uncharacterized. The transcript has 4 exons. Bases 7 to 558 code for a protein of 183 amino acids. Lineage: Eukaryota; Metazoa; Arthropoda; Insecta; Hymenoptera; Cynipidae. The record is from RefSeq and is a predicted model, not a curated record.
GUCAAGAUGUUUCCAACGCUCUUCGAUAAUCAAAUUUUUUUGUAUUUAAAAAAACUCAGAAUCUAUUCUGUGUUUUCCGCCGCCCUGGUAGUUCUAAAUUUGAUUGAAGUGAGUUCUCAAGGUACAGGGAUGAGUAAAUGUUUGAAUUGCUUUGGUAGAAGCUCACCUUUGCCACCGUUGCCACCUUUGCCUGCACCAGGCAGCCCAUUCCGGCAGAAAAUCGUUACAGCUCGAUCAUUUGUACCAUUGGAACUGAAAGAAGGUGAUGUAAUCGUUCGUCUUACCACUUAUUAUGCAAAAUAUUUUGAAGAUCCUGAGAGGUAUAUAUUACUAAAUGAACACAACGGCAUCCCAAAAACUGGCGAACAUGGUAAAUAUAUUGAAGUAGAUGAGAACUCUAUUAAAACGGGUGAUUACGUGUUUCGCAAUGAUAUAAAGAUUGGAAUAUUUGAGAGGCACAAUAAGCAUAAAGGAUUUCGCAUGCUACCGGAAGCUGAACGCGAACAUGAAGUCGACUACCUUUUUAGAAUGCGUACCUCUAACCUUCUAAACAACUAGACUGACUCUGGCCCAGAUUUGGUGCAAUACUUCUGUCCUGAGAGUUUCAGCCAGUUAACAAAUAAUAAAAUAAUGAUGA